AUGUGUUUUAGGGAAGGAAUAUUCCUUAUGAAAUUGGACAGGCUUAGAUUAUGUAAUGAGGAAAAUGCUGAUCAAGAUGGAGAUGCUAAUGAACAGGCUCCUAAUGAUCAAGAUGGAGAUGCUAAUGAACAAGAUUUAGGGGCUAAUGGAGAAAAUGCUCAUCAAGGUGGAGAUGCUAAUGAAGAGGUUCCUAAGACAGAACUGAUGGAGAUGAAGAUAGAACUGUUCAACAUGGAGAUAGAACUGAUUAAUAUGGAGAGACAACUGAUUAAGAUGGGGACGCUACUGUUCAAGAUGGAGACAACUAAUCAAGAUGGAGACACGACUGAUCAAGAUGGAGACGCUACUGAUGAUCAUGAUGAAGACACUACUGAUGAAGAUGGAGACGCCAAUGAUGAUCAUGAUGAAGACACUACUGAUGAAGAUGGAGACGCUACUGAUCAAGAUGGAGACACAACUGAUCAAGAUGGAGGUGCUCCAAUGAACUCAUGA
Messenger RNA from Solanum verrucosum, 492 nucleotides. RefSeq lists its product as uncharacterized. NCBI's taxonomy places the organism in Eukaryota, Viridiplantae, Streptophyta, Magnoliopsida, Solanales, Solanaceae. The record is from RefSeq and is a predicted model, not a curated record. The transcript is spliced from 2 exons. The coding region runs from base 1 to 492 and encodes 163 amino acids.